This is a messenger RNA of Cynara cardunculus var. scolymus (artichoke), 636 nucleotides long. RefSeq lists its product as uncharacterized. The transcript has 3 exons. Lineage: Eukaryota; Viridiplantae; Streptophyta; Magnoliopsida; Asterales; Asteraceae. The record is from RefSeq and is a predicted model, not a curated record. The coding region runs from base 1 to 636 and encodes 211 amino acids.
AUGGAUAGGAAUGCAUUUGCUAUUUUGUGUGAGUUGCUAAAAACACAGGGUGGACUAUUAGAUGAUGGUAACGUGACAAUUGAAGAACAAGUUGCUACAUUUGUAAACAUUUUAGAACAUUACACCAAAAAUAGAUGUCUUCAAGUUAGAUUUUACAGGUCGGGGGAAACAAUUAGUAGGUAUGUUCAUCGAGUUUUAAGUGCUUUGUUGCGAUUGCAAGACAUUUUGUUUAGCAAACCAACUCCGGUAGAGGAUGAUUGUACCGACAGAAGAUGGAAGUGGUUUAAGGGUUGUCUAGGAGCAAUAGAUGGAACAUACAUUGAAGUGACUGUACCCGAGUCUGAUAAACCACGAUACCGAACAAGAAAGGGUCAUAUUGCGAUUAAUGUAUUAGGUGCAUGCCCUCGGGACAUGAAAUUCAUCUACGUUUUAUCUGGUUGGGAAGGUUCAGCUACCGAUUCUAGGGUACUACGAGAUGCGGUUACACGAACUAAUGGUUUAAAAGUCCCAAUGGGUACUUACUAUUUGGCUGAUGCAGGAUACGUCAAUGGUAACGGAUUUUUGGCACCAUAUAGAGUACCUCUAUAUGGUGCCAAAAAUCCGUUACCAUUGACGUAUCCUGCAUCAGCCAAAUAG